AUGGAUCGCAGAAGCCCUGGCGUUGUGAUUGGUCUUUUAGUUCUAGCAUUUGAGGCGUUUCUCGCCACGUUUACCAUCGUCUUCAUCAUAUGUGUAAUCUUACGUGAUUUUCACAAGAAGAAGAGGUUAGACACUAAGGAUAAGAUCCAAAUGGCUCUGAAGGUUUCCAGCUUCAUUUUUACUUCUGUGGUGACUUACAAUGAAUUCUCCAACAUCGUGCAACCACAGUUUUCCAAAGUAUGUUCUAGGAGUCCUUUGUACAGGGUGUUGAUUGUGUACUCUAUGUGCUCGUGUUCAUGGCUCAUUGCCGUCCAAUGCUUCUUCUAUUUUAUUAAGAUUGUACAUGUCAAAUGGAUCUCCAGUCCUUGGGUGAGGAUGAACAUCAGCUCCAUCGUCUCCUGGCAGAUUGUGUUGGUGAAGGUCAUAUCCCUGUGCAUCAGUCUCUUCGAUUUGAUUUCCUAUAAAAAAGCACACGUCUCUUCCAUGAACACCUCAUGUAUCUCGUCUACCAACACGACUCGAGGAGAAAUGCUGGUCAAUGACUACGUGCCAUUAUUCAUAUUGAUUAUAGUCGGUGCACCACUUGUCUUGUCAAUAAUUGCCAUCUCCUUAAAUGCUGCCUUCCUAAGCUGCCAUAUGAACAAGAUGAAGACCACAAAGACAUCUGGAGAGGUCCACCAGUAUAAGCGGAUUGUCUUUGCAAUGCUGCGCUUCCUGUUCCUCUACUUCAUAUUUUAUGUGGUGAUGUUCCUUCACUAUUUUUCCUAUUUUGCUCUAUAUAGUAUUGGGUACUGGCUAAACCUUAUAUUGGUCUUAUCAUUUAUCCCAGUGCUAUAUAUUCUACAGAUUCGUGAGAACCCUCAGUGGAGGGCGACCUGUAAGGAGAUGACAAGUUAUUUCACUCACUGUGGAGAACCUAAUACCGACUAA
Molecule: messenger RNA, 930 nt
Organism: Bufo gargarizans (Asiatic toad)
Lineage: Eukaryota; Metazoa; Chordata; Amphibia; Anura; Bufonidae
Product: taste receptor type 2 member 9-like
Exons: 1
Coding region: 1-930 (309 amino acids)
Biological process (GO): G protein-coupled receptor signaling pathway; detection of chemical stimulus involved in sensory perception of bitter taste; sensory perception of taste
Cellular component (GO): membrane
Molecular function (GO): bitter taste receptor activity; G protein-coupled receptor activity
Source: RefSeq, a predicted model, not a curated record